GGCGGGGCUUGGGAGCUGCGUGGCCAGCGGCGGGUCACGUGAUGCGACGCCGGCGCCGGGCCUCCCAAGAUGGCUGUGUGCAUCGCGGUGAUCGCCAAGGAGAAUUACCCCCUCUACAUUCGCAGCACCCCCACGGAGAACGAGCUGAAGUUCCACUACAUGGUGCACACAUCUCUGGACGUGGUGGAUGAGAAGAUCUCCGCAAUGGGGAAGGCCCUGGUCGACCAGAGGGAGCUGUACCUGGGCCUGCUCUACCCCACGGAGGACUACAAGGUAUACGGCUACGUCACCAACUCCAAGGUGAAGUUUGUCAUGGUGGUGGAUUCCUCCAACACAGCCCUUCGAGACAACGAAAUUCGCAGCAUGUUCCGGAAGCUACACAACUCCUACACGGACGUGAUGUGCAACCCCUUCUACAACCCGGGGGACCGCAUCCAGUCCAGCAGGGCCUUUGAUAACAUGGUGACGUCCAUGAUGAUACAGGUGUGCUGAACGAGCUGUGCCGCCGGCCAUCGCAGAGGAUCCCACGCGUGACCGUGGUGGCCAUUGGUCUGUUCUCGUCGCCUCUUCCUGAUUGGGAUGCCUGGGGCUUUCAGGGCAGGCAGCUGUGCAUGUUGUCUCAACUAAAGGUCUUGUGAGAUGA
This is a messenger RNA of Piliocolobus tephrosceles (Ugandan red Colobus), 643 nucleotides long. It is a transcript of the gene TRAPPC2L, whose product is annotated as trafficking protein particle complex subunit 2L. Gene Ontology annotation, biological process: endoplasmic reticulum to Golgi vesicle-mediated transport. The coding region runs from base 70 to 492 and encodes 140 amino acids. Lineage: Eukaryota; Metazoa; Chordata; Mammalia; Primates; Cercopithecidae. The record is from RefSeq and is a predicted model, not a curated record. The transcript is spliced from 5 exons.